Knipowitschia caucasica is the source of this 1482-nucleotide messenger RNA. Lineage: Eukaryota; Metazoa; Chordata; Actinopteri; Gobiiformes; Gobiidae. The record is from the annotation of a GenBank genome assembly.
AUGCUGAGAGAGGGUGGGGCUCCUGUCCCCGCAGACAUGACCAGGAGUGAAGCCAAAAAGGGGAAUCCAGGAGGUAGUAUGUCGGCCGAGGAGCAGGUCCACCCCGGGCUGGAGCAGAGCAGCUCGGAGCUGCUCAGGCCAAAGCUGAUGAUGAAGCAGACGUCUAAAGAAAGUGUCCUGCAGCAGAAGAACCCGGAUAACCAGGUCUACGAUGACGGCACCAACACCUUCUUCUGGCGCGCCCACACUGUCACCGUGCUCUUCAUCUUAACCUGUGUCCUCGUCUACGUCACUGUGUUGGAGGAGACACCUCAGGACACCACCUACAACACCAAGAGAGGAAUCGUGGCCAGUAUUCUGGUCUUUCUGUGUUUUGGAGUCACUCAGGCCAAAGAUGGACCCUUCACCAGACCUCACCCAGCGUACUGGAGGUUCUGGCUCUGCGUCAGUGUGGUCUACGAGCUCUUCCUCAUCUUCAUCCUCUUUCAGACGGUCCACGAUGGUCGGAUCUUCAUGAAGUACAUCGACGCCAAACUUGGGGUCCCGCUCCCGGAGCGCGACUACGGCGGGAACUGUCUGGUAUACGACGCUAACUCCACCGACCCCUUCCACAACAUCUGGGACAAGAUGGACGGAUUCGUGCCGGCUCACUUCCUGGGAUGGUACAUCAAGACUCUGAUGAUCCGCGAUUGGUGGAUGUGUAUGAUCAUCAGUGUGAUGUUCGAGUUCCUAGAGUACAGCUUGGAGCACCAGCUGCCGAACUUCUCUGAGUGCUGGUGGGACCAUUGGAUCAUGGACGUGCUGGUGUGUAAUGGUUUGGGGAUCUACUGUGGGAUGAAGACUCUGUCGUGGCUUUUCAUGAAGCCGUAUCAGUGGCAAGGACUGUGGAGCAUCCAGUCCUACAAGGGUAAGAUCAAACGUAUAGCGUUCCAGUUCACUCCGUACAGUUGGCUGAAGUUCGAGUGGAAACCGGCGUCAAACCUGCGGCGCUGGUUAGCAGUGCUGGGCAUCAUCUUUAUGUUCUUGUUGGCUGAGCUGAACACCUUCUACCUGAAGUUCGUUUUGUGGAUGCCUCCGGAACAUUACCUGGUUCUGCUGCGACUCGUCUUCUUCGUGAACGUGGGCGGGGUCGCCAUGAGAGAGAUCUACGACUUCAUGGACCAUCCUAAGUUCCAUAAGAAGUUGGGGCAGCAGGCCUGGAUCGUUGCCGCCAUCACUGUGACAGAGUUCCUGAUCGUGGUGAAGUACGACCCCCACACCCUCAUGCUGCCCAUCCCCCUCUUCAUCAUCCACUGCUGGACCCUGGGCUUCAUCCUCAUCGUGUCCUGGACCCUCUGGAGGUUCUUCAUACGUGACGUCACUCUUCGAUACAAAGAAACUCAGAAAAAGAAACAGGAAGUUCCUCUCGGCAACGGAUCCACUCCCAGCGGCCGCAGCAAACUCAACGGCAGCUCGGACUCAGUCCGACAGAGGAAGUCCUGA